Molecule: messenger RNA, 1015 nt
Organism: Acromyrmex echinatior (Panamanian leafcutter ant)
Lineage: Eukaryota; Metazoa; Arthropoda; Insecta; Hymenoptera; Formicidae
Biological process (GO): lipid transport
Molecular function (GO): lipid carrier activity
Source: RefSeq, a predicted model, not a curated record
AUAAAAGCGCUUUCAAGAUUAAGAGUGGCGUCAAACCACGAUUUAUAUAUACGGUGAUAUGAUCGUUGCAACAUUUAUACCAUUCUUUUUAGCCGUGCAACUUCCUAUCGAGGAUGGUGCGUGGCCAUUUGGACCAGAGUACAUCUUCACUGUUCACAUGAACGUGACAGGGAUACCGCAGUGUUCUCGUCCAGCAUGCGGUAAUCCGUCCGGCUAUCGUAUCACCUCUCGAUUGCAUUGCAUUCCGAGGAAUAAUACUCUGAGCUGUAGUCUUAGGUACGUCGAUGGCUUUGAUUUUGGUAUGAUCGGUGAGGAAGACAAUAUCGUGAACCGACGCAAAAAUAUUACUGAAGCGCCUAUCGAGUUAUUUUUUGAUGAGAAAGGCAUCGAGAAUAUCAUCACAAGCCAGCUGACGCGGACCUAUGACCUCAACAUCUUGAAGAUGGUGGCUGAGCAGCUACAUCCCGGCAACGAUUUUAAUGAUAUCGGGGAUGGCACAUUUGAGGGUGAAACCGCAUCCACCAUAGGCAGAUGCAACGCCACCUUCGAUGUGUAUCAUCAGUCUGGGGACGGAAAUCCGAACGAAACAAGAUUUCGAUUAAAAUUAUUACCACCGAGAUUGCAUAUGACUUCCACAGAGACUCUUAUCAUCAAUAAACAGACGAAUCUUAAUCAUUGCAGCUGCUACGCAGACAGUUACUUUCGCAAAUAUGGUGAUACGGUUGUCUAUCAACGCUUGCAAGCGGAUUUAGAUAUUAUGAUUAGUCAUAUGGAAAUCAGUGAAACGAGUUUUAGUUCAUCAACAACAAGGAAGGGUACAUCGGUUUCAAACCACAAGACAUAUAAUAUAAUCGAAAUUACAAAAAUAAUCUUGGAAGACAUUCAGCCUGCCACGAAAGAGCCGCCCGCGAUCGUGAAACCGGGCGAGACCAAAAUACUUGCUAAUCAUGACAUAAAAAGUAUUUCUACUUCCUAUUAAUAAUAAUUAUUAAAAAUACUAAUGUUAUGAAUACAA